Molecule: messenger RNA, 339 nt
Organism: Mycetomoellerius zeteki
Lineage: Eukaryota; Metazoa; Arthropoda; Insecta; Hymenoptera; Formicidae
Exons: 2
Coding region: 1-339 (112 amino acids)
Source: RefSeq, a predicted model, not a curated record
AUGCGCGCGCAAAUCUUCCGUACCAACCUUGCUGUGCAGACCACUGUCCACUCUUCGCCACCCGACGUUCUUUCCUCAUCUCGUGUCCUACGUUCCGACGGGACUGACGAGACGUUUCUGCCGGAGGGAUCGAAAAUUUGCUCGGGAUGUUUCAGUUCCCAGAGGGCUAGUUCUCUUGUCCCCAAGGAGUCGCAGGACCGAAAGAAACCGACGAUGAGCGGAAAGCGUAGAAGCGGGGAAGACUCGAAGACCAUCAGACUGCUUGACGGACGCGAGGAUCAAUAUCCUCCGAUACCAUACUCCGAAAGCUAUAUACGAACCCAUUUCCACCGCCAAUAA